AUGAGCUGCCCCAUUGACAAAAGGCGUUCCCUGAUCGCCUUCCUGCGCCGGCUGCGCGACCUCGGGCAGCCCCCUAGACCCGUGACAUCCAAGGCGUGCGCUUCCCGCGAGCCAAAAGAGGUGCCCCUCUGCCCGCUGGUGACAAGUGGUCAGAGUCGGGACGCCACCUCCCUGCCUGGACCAACCAACUGGCCACUGCUAGGCAGUCUACUGGAGAUUCUUUGGAAAGGUGGCCUGAAGAAACAGCAUGACACACUGGCAGAGUACCACAAGAAGUACGGCCAGAUUUUCCGGAUGAAGCUGGGCUCCUUCGACUCGGUGCACCUGGGCUCGCCGAGCCUGUUGGAAGCUCUAUACCGUACGGAGAGUGCAUAUCCUCAGAGACUGGAGAUCAAACCCUGGAAAGCCUACCGCGACCACCGCAAGGAGGGCUAUGGGCUGCUGAUCCUGGAAGGAAGAGAGUGGCAGAGAGUCCGAAGCGCCUUCCAAAAGAAACUAAUGAAGCCGGUGGAGAUCAUGAAGCUGGACAAUAAGAUCAAUGAGGUCUUGGUUGAUUUUAUGGGAAGAAUAGAUGAGCUGUGUGAUGAAAGAGGCCGCAUCAAAGACUUGUACAGCGAACUGAACAAAUGGUCCUUUGAAAGUAUCUGCCUUGUGUUAUAUGAGAAGAGAUUUGGGCUCCUUCAGAAGGACGCAGAGGAAGAAGCGCUGACCUUCAUUACGGCCAUCAAGACGAUGAUGAACACAUUUGGAAAGAUGAUGGUGACCCCUGUGGAGCUGCACAAGAACCUCAACACCAAAGUGUGGCAGGCGCACACUCUGGCCUGGGACACCAUUUUCAGAUCAGUAAAGCCUUGCAUCGACAACCGCUUGGAAAAAUAUUCCCAGCAGCCUGACACAGAUUUUCUUUGUGAUAUUUACCAUCACAAUCAUCUCUCUAAGAAAGAACUGUACGCGGCUGUCACGGAGCUCCAGCUUGCUGCAGUGGAGACGACAGCAAAUAGCUUGAUGUGGAUUCUCUACAACCUAUCCCGGAACCCCCAAGUGCAGCAGAGACUUCUUCUGGAAAUCCAGAGUGUGUUGCCCAGGGACCAGGCACCAAGGGCGGAGGAUUUGAGAAGUAUGCCCUACUUAAAGGCCUGUCUAAAAGAAUCCAUGAGGCUUACCCCAAGUGUGCCGUUCACAUCUCGGACUCUCGACAAGCCAACAAUUCUGGGUGAAUACACUUUACCCAAAGGAACGGUGUUAAUGCUAAAUACCCAGGUGCUGGGUUCCAGUGAGGACAAUUUUGAAGAUUCCAAGCAGUUUAAACCUGAACGUUGGCUUCAGAAAGAGAAAAAGAUCAAUCCCUUUGCCCACCUUCCAUUUGGCCUUGGGAAGAGGAUGUGCAUCGGGCGUCGACUGGCUGAGUUACAGCUCCACUUGGCUCUUUGCUGGAUCAUUCAAAAAUAUAAGAUCGUGGCUACAGAUGAUGAGCCCGUUGAAAUGCUGCAUCUUGGCAUCCUGGUACCCAGCCGGGAAAUACCCAUUGCAUUCUGUCCACGGUAGGAUGCUGAGACUUUUUUUUCCACCAAGAUCAAAACCAGCAAUCUUUCCCUUUCUGCAAGAAUGGUGCUUAUGGCUUCGGUGUUCCUAGAUGGCAAACUUCAAGGACCUGAGCAUGGGACUGCCUGCAGAGCAUGGCUCACAUUGCCCUCUGUAGACUAUUCUAGAAACUAUUGUCUAGACAACGAUGUUUACUAAGACCAUCUACUCAGGGAAGCACAUAAAGUGUGGGAGCACCAGGCCCCCUCUAGACCGCGCCACUGGUUUACAUCAGCCAAUCAGAGCCCUCCUUGCUUCUGUGGACUACUCAAGAGCCGGCUGCCUCUCCCUCUUCUGUGAUACCACUGUGAGGCUGACAGUCAGCCAUUCUAGAAAAGGUUGCUAAGUAUUUCUGUUACCAUACUCAAAGAAGCGUCUUUAAUUCUCAUUUCCAUCUCAUAAAGAAAGACCUACUAUGGCUUAAUUAUCUGGGGAUCUUAGUGGGUCUGACAGCGCCCAUUUUAUUCUAACUCUGUUUCAUGCAAUAUUUACAGAAAUGCCAGCUGCCAACAGAGCUAAAUGUUAGGUAAAGGCUCUCAUACAGCUAUUUUUCCUGCAUACAAGGGGAAACAUGGUUGGGGAUUAGAGACUGUCUAUUUUAAAGAAGAUCUUUAAUGAAGCCAGCUCCUUGCUUAAAAAUGUUUUGUUCAUGCAGAGGACUCUAUAAUUUUUCAUUUCACUGGUAUCUUUUCUCUGUAGCAUUGGAGUGUGCAUAGACAAAUCAGCAGUUUCUAAGCUGUGCAUGGGUUGGCACAUGUGUGUGUGUGUGU
Onychomys torridus (southern grasshopper mouse) is the source of this 2351-nucleotide messenger RNA. Its product is annotated as 1,25-dihydroxyvitamin D(3) 24-hydroxylase, mitochondrial. The coding region runs from base 1 to 1545 and encodes 514 amino acids. Gene Ontology annotation, biological process: glucocorticoid biosynthetic process; cortisol metabolic process; cellular response to peptide hormone stimulus. Gene Ontology annotation, cellular component: mitochondrial inner membrane. Gene Ontology annotation, molecular function: heme binding; iron ion binding; oxidoreductase activity, acting on paired donors, with incorporation or reduction of molecular oxygen. The record is from RefSeq and is a predicted model, not a curated record. The transcript is spliced from 12 exons. NCBI's taxonomy places the organism in Eukaryota, Metazoa, Chordata, Mammalia, Rodentia, Cricetidae.